AUGUCUUCGCAAUAUAAUGAAAAUUCACUUCCUCUGGAAUCAGAAAAGAAAGCGCGCAUGAAGCCGCAGGUGAAAAGAGUAAAGCUCAUGGAUAGCGACCAAGAGAACGAAGAUGCCUCCGCUGCCUCAGAUGAGAAGGAAAAGCAGAAAAGAGUGAGUGAUCUGCUGCAAAAAAUCAAAAAAUUAAACUACAAUAGCAGAAACAAAAGUCUGAGAAGCAGGCUGCAGGCUCUGGAAGAGGCAGACGAGCUGUUCAAAGAGAGCACGCCUGCACAGCGACUCAAAUAUCUCCACAUGGAGGCUAAAGCAAACAGAAGAAGCGUAGAACUCGACACUUUCAAAAGAAAAAUGCUCGAGCUAAUUCAAUUUCUAGAGACAACAGAAACAGGACAAGCGCUCUCCUGGGAUGAAGUGGUGCAAAGGCUGGCACAGAUCGCAGAUGCGCACGGAAGAAUAAGAGAGUUUGUGUGGCCACAGAUCGAUGGCAUUGAAACAGGACUGAAUCUGUGGAUCUUAAAGGUAGUCGCAGGACUGUACUUUAAAAAGAUCAAAAUACACGAGGUAAAAAAAGAGAUACUGCAGUCCCCGGGGAAGUAUCCAAUCGAGUGGCAGCGCGUUGACUUCAGCCUCGGCGGGCCAAGACUAAUGAGACAGCUGCUUGAAAUUCUGAACAGCAAAACCACUCCAUCCUUCCAAGAGAGAAAGAAGAAAAAAGAAAACUCAGCCAUGUCCCACAGUAGAGCAGAAAAGCACGUUGUGCUCUCCUCAGAGAUACCCAUUUCCCUGGGAGGCGUUGAAACACUGGGGCACGUGGACAUUGCAGCAGAGAUGAACAUCAUAAGCAGAAAGCUGUACGAAACACUCCGACAGAAUGGCAGCAUAAAGUCAGAAACAGCUCUGCCCCACUCCCUGCAGGACAUCCGAUGCGGAGAGCAGAUGUAUCCGCCAAAAGAAAUAGUCAUAGACGUAUCGUACGAAGAUGUUAGGCUGGAUAAUCACGCAUUCUAUGUGCGAACAGAUGAUGCAGACGCAGAAACUAUCCUGGGAAGAGAGCUCACGCGGCUCCUGCGCGCAACCAAGGAAACAUCGACGAGUCUCAGAGAAAUAUUCCAGACAGAAAGACACAAGGCCUGUCCCUUCAUGGAGUUCAUUGGAGACGUAACAUCUUCUGAUCUUACUUCCCUCAGCAUCCAUGAUGUCGUAAAUGUCUCCUCUGAUUACGCACACAACAUCCCAGAUAAGAAAAACACCGAAUAA
Messenger RNA from Nematocida minor, 1257 nucleotides. RefSeq lists its product as uncharacterized. Lineage: Eukaryota; Fungi; Microsporidia. The transcript has a single exon. The record is from RefSeq and is a predicted model, not a curated record. Bases 1 to 1257 code for a protein of 418 amino acids.